This is a messenger RNA of Dermacentor silvarum, 1760 nucleotides long. RefSeq lists its product as uncharacterized. The record is from RefSeq and is a predicted model, not a curated record. Gene Ontology annotation, molecular function: CoA-ligase activity. Lineage: Eukaryota; Metazoa; Arthropoda; Arachnida; Ixodida; Ixodidae. Bases 122 to 1741 code for a protein of 539 amino acids. The transcript has 10 exons.
ACUAACGGUCGAGAUAUCGUGACACUUGCACCAGAAGGACACUGGAGACGCUCUGCACGGAGACAACGUCCACUAGCUUUGAAGGGUUCGGUGCUUCAGAGUGACAUACCUCCCUGGAAACAUGAAGGCACGCAUCGAAGAUCGUGUCAUCUACUCACCAUACCCUCACAUCGACAUCCCAGUGUGCUCCUUUUAUGCCUUGGCAAAAGAGAAGUUGCUGAUUAACCCCAACAAGAUAGCGCUGGUGGGCGACGAACUCAGCCUCACACGUGCCGAGGUUCUGGCUAGCAUGCAGCGCUACGCUGUCGGUUUCAGGCAGAACGGCAUGCUUCCUGGCGACCAUGUCUGCAUUCACAUGAACAACAGCGUGGAAAAUCUGAUAGCCAUAUACGGCUGUAUCCUAGCGGGCGGGACGGUUUUCCUGGCCUAUGCCUUGCUCACCGAAGAUGAGCUGCGCAACGAAGUGCAAGACGGUGACUGCACACACGUCGUUACCGACGAGGAGAAUGCAGUGAAGGUUAGGAAAGCUCUUGCGGGCUUAAAACUGAAGGGACGAUUCUGCGUGGGACAAGCAGCCGACUUCGUCUCUACCUCCGAAUUUUUGAAGAUCGAUGAAAAAGAGUUCCGCGAGUGCCCUGUCGCCGAUCCCCAAAACAAUGUUCUUGCUGUGUGCUACACGUCAGGAACCACAGGCUUGCCCAAGGGCGCUGAGAUGACUCACUACAGUUACGUGGCAUGCUUCUACGCAUCCAGGAUACACGUGCCCUGGGGAGAACAAGAUAUAUUUUUUGGCUUCAACACUAUCACCCACAUGGUUGGUAUGUUGUGCGACAUGAUGGCUGUCCUUUAUGGUGGAACUUGUGCUGUUGUGCCGACGACCAUGGCUCCUCUGGAAAUCAUGGACGCUGUCGACAAACACAAGGCGACGGCAACACAGAUGUUCCCAAGCAUACUCCAAUCUCUGGUACGCGAAAUGCGGCGUACUGGCAGAACGCUGCCCAGUAUGCGGGGCAUCGCCGUGGGCGGCAGCUUCCUUUCGACACUAGUGUCCGAAGAAACUUGUAAAGCGUUCGGUGGUCUUAAGCUCCUGGUCCAAGUCUACGGCAUGACCGAAGCAUGCCGCCUUAUUACUUCUCAGCCGAAAAAGAAAGAGCUCAGCAUCAGCGCUGACGUGGGCUUCCCUACUACGAAUGUUGCAAUAAAGGUGAUUGAUGUGCUCACGCGUGAGAAGCUCGGUCCCCACGAAACAGGCGAGGUCUGCUAUCGCGUAGAGUCGAGGAUGAGAGGAUACUACAAACGACCCAAAGAAACCGCGGAUGUCAUCGAAGCGGACGGUUGGAGCAGAUCAGGUGACCUAGGUUACUACGACGAAGACGGUCGGCUCUAUAUCGUGGAGCGCCUUAAGCAGGUGAUCAAGUGCACGGACAAACCCGUCACUCCCGGCGAACUGGAAGAGUUUCUUCUGCGCCAAUAUGCGUCUGAUAUCGCCGAGGUGUCAGUAGUGGGACUGCCACAUCCCGACUACGGAGAGGCACCCGCGGCUGCAGUGGUGCUCACGGACGAGGGCCGUAGGAGGGACUCAGACCUGCUCGCCAAAAGGAUUAAAGCAACAGUAGCGAGUAGCCUUGCUUUUUACAAGCACCUACACGGCGGUGUCUUCUUCAUGGAUUCACUACCAAAGACGGACACCGGGAAAGUCAGCAGAGGCACUUUGGCUCGCUAUCUGGCACGACUCGAGUAACCACAUGGCGAUCUACCUU